This is a messenger RNA of Solanum stenotomum, 402 nucleotides long. RefSeq lists its product as uncharacterized. Lineage: Eukaryota; Viridiplantae; Streptophyta; Magnoliopsida; Solanales; Solanaceae. The coding region runs from base 1 to 402 and encodes 133 amino acids. The transcript has a single exon. The record is from RefSeq and is a predicted model, not a curated record.
AUGGGUUUUGCAGCCAAGUGGAUCAGAUGGGUGAAAUUUUGCAUUAGCACAGUCAAGUUUUCUGUUUUAGUCAAUAGAACUCCCAGUGGCUUCUUUCCAUCCCAAAUGGCACUGAAACAGGGUGACCCCCUGUCACCCUUCUUAUUCAUCUUAGCCAUGAAAGGCUUGAAUAACUUGAUUCAGACAGCAAAGGUGAAGAGUUGGGUAAGGAGCUUCCAGGUGGACAACAGUGCACUAAAUGGCUUGGAGAUCACUCAUCUGCAAUACGCGGAUGAUACUCUUAUUUUUUGUGAAGCAGUGAGAGAGCAAAUGUUGAUUCUAAGAGUAAUAUUCAUCUUCUUUGAAGCAGUCUCUGGAUUUCACAUCAACUGGGGAAAGAGCUUCAUUUAUCCCAUAAAUUAG